AUGAGCGAUUCAUUGUGUGGCCCGUCAAAUGCUCUUCAAAACCUCCAGAAACAUGCGUCUGCUGACCGGACCCUUCAGCAAGAUAGACUGGUUUCGCGGCAACCGUCUUCGCAGGGCUUCCGCUCUCAGAGUCUCAACCAGGGCAUUUUAGAUCACGAGUUUGCUGCUUUUGAGUCCAACACAGUGGACACUCCGGUUCCCAAUUUGCAACACGCAGCAAUACCCUUCUCUGCACGUUCCUCACAUCAUGCGAUACGAAGCUUCGCAGAAAAUCAAAAUUGGGCGACCGAUUUUCAAAGGCUACAGAUAUCAGGGCCUUCACAUACAAUCUACCAACAUCGAGGACCUUUAGCGGCCUCCGCGUCGGCUGUUCCGCAACAGGGCUGGCAAAAUGAGUUUUUGAAACAACAGCAACAACCGGACCCUACCCCGCAGUGGCAUCAGCAAGGGUUACAUCCAGCUUUUGCCUCGAGCCAUUCCUUCCAUGCAGCUUCUGUGAAUGCUCAUCCAAUUGCUCAGGAAGCAACCAGCAACCAGCAACCAGCAACACAGGUAUUUGAUGAGUCUGCUUUUGAAGCUGCUUUUGAACAGGCGAAAGCGGACAUGAUGUCGCAAGAUAUCGGGUCUACGCAAGAUACAAUUGAAGAAUCCUCUGACAACACUAUCCAGUUGGAUACGUCUGCUGUGGCUGAACCUGGAGAGACCAUUAGAAUUGGAUCGGACACUAUUCCCCAGACCAAUAAAAGCGACACACAAGCACAUAAUAAUAAUGCGGACGAGCUCGCCAGAACUGCGGGACACUUGCUGCAGAGUGUCAGUCAUGACCAAAGCCAGAAAUUUAAAGAAAGCAAUUUCCUUGCGUUGAUGCGCCGUAUACGGGAUCGCGAAGUCCAUGUCGAGGGAGACGAAUUCCGCGAAGUCAGUACCAGUUCGUGA
Aspergillus tanneri is the source of this 936-nucleotide messenger RNA. It is a transcript of the gene pex20, whose product is annotated as protein pex20. The coding region runs from base 1 to 936 and encodes 311 amino acids. The transcript is spliced from 2 exons. NCBI's taxonomy places the organism in Eukaryota, Fungi, Ascomycota, Eurotiomycetes, Eurotiales, Aspergillaceae. The record is from RefSeq and is a predicted model, not a curated record.